AUGCACCCACAAGUGGAACAAAAGCUGGCGACUCGCGACUCCACCGUCUCCUUACGGAGAGUCAUGUCCACGUCAGUUUGGAUGAACUACGAAACCGGACUGUUAAGCGAGGAAGAAUGUUUCGCACAGUUAGCCAAGGAGUAUCACUUUCAGGCAUAUGACCUGGCGAUGAUGAUCCAGAAUCUCCGUGAGACUAUCAUCUGGGACCAGACUGCUGCUUCUAUCUUCAAAGAAAUCAAGCGGACGGGGGCCCGUAUUUUCCUGGUGUCCAAUAUAUCCAAAGAAGAUUACGCCGCACUCCGAAACCGGUGGGACGAUGAAUUCUGGUCCAUAUUUGACGGCGUUUUCACCUCGUCAGCUCUAGGCGUCCGAAAGCCAAGUUUGCGCUUCUAUCGCCAUGUCCUACGAGCCACGCGGGCACUACCUCAUCAGACCUUCUUUGUGGAUGACAGAGCUGAGAAUGUUCUCGCGGCGCUCUCCGUUGGAAUGAGAGGAACAUAUAAUAUCUCAGAGCUCUACCGGACACUCACCAACUUUGUCGGCGAUCCCGUAGCACGAGGACUUGCAUUCUUGCGAAUCCAGAAUGGACAUUUUCCGACAAUCACCCAGCAUAACGAAACAAUCCAUGAAAACUACGCUCUGCUCCUGAUCCUAGAAGCGUUGAAAGACCCAAGCCUUGUGAACCUUAAAGCCCCGCCUCGACUCUGGAACUUCUUUAGUGGCGAGCCAAAAUACACAAGUGAUACCUACCCCGACGACUUAGACACGACGUCCCUCGGCCUGCUAACAAUGCCCCCCGACGCUGCCAUAGUCCACUCCAUCCUAGACGAAAUGCACGACUACGUCGACGAAGAUGGCAGCGUGCAGGCAUAUUUCGACAAAUCAAGACCACGAGUAGAUGCGGUCAUAUCCCUUAACGUAUUGACUCUGUUUCACAGAUACGGGCGCGGCCACGAGCUCCCUGACACAAUGGAGUGGAUCUACAGCAUACUGCUUAAUAGGGCAUAUAUAAAUGGGACACGCUACUAUCCCAAUGCUGAGUGGUUCCUCUACUAUCUGACGCGCCUUCUUCGCGUGUCAAAUGAUCUCACCCUCAAGGAGAGGAUCGAAUCUCCUCUCCGAAAACGUGUGGCCGAGAGGGUCGGGGUGGCUGGCGAUGCAUACUGCCUUGGCAUGCGAGUAUUGGCAUGCAAUUACCUCGGGAUUGAUAAUCAUCCUGAUCGCCAGAAACUCGCCGAUAUGCAGCAGGAAGACGGCGGCUGGGAGGCCUCCUGCAUGUAUUUAUUUCCCGGUGCCAAACUAGAGUUUGGAAAUAGAGGGGCUAGCACAGCGUUUGCUGUGAAGGCCCUUGAGGACUGGCCAAAAUAA
Penicillium canescens is the source of this 1368-nucleotide messenger RNA. RefSeq names its product HAD-like domain-containing protein. The record is from RefSeq and is a predicted model, not a curated record. Lineage: Eukaryota; Fungi; Ascomycota; Eurotiomycetes; Eurotiales; Aspergillaceae. The transcript has 4 exons. The coding region runs from base 1 to 1368 and encodes 455 amino acids.